This is a messenger RNA of Echinostoma caproni, 285 nucleotides long. The record is from the annotation of a GenBank genome assembly. Lineage: Eukaryota; Metazoa; Platyhelminthes; Trematoda; Plagiorchiida; Echinostomatidae.
AUGGAUUAUAGGAAGCAAUUCAACGCACGGCACCAAUACGACGGCCAGGGCAUGCGAAGUUUUGUGCGAGAAUUGCGCCGACUGGCCAGCAGAGAAUGGGAAAAUGAUUCGCCCUCGGAAUUGGAGAAGAAGCUGCUGGAACAGAUAGUCGAGGGGUCCAGAUCCAAUAACAUGGCUGUCAAACCUGUAGAAGAUCUGGAGAAGCUGGAGGCGGCCACAGCAGCACCGCGAGAAUGCCUAGUGGUCGUACACGAUGAUGCGCAAGAAGUCGGACAUCAGGCGUAA